AUGUUAGAAGAACCAACUGGAAUUUUUAGAGGAAACUUCUCAUCAUCAUCGGAAAAGAGCUAUUACGCAGUCUCGUUCUUUGAGCCGAUGGGUGCAAGAAAAGCAUUCCCCUGUUUUGACGAACCUGGAAUGAUAGCCACUUUUGAGCUCACCAUUGGAAGAAAAAAAAAUUACAAUACUACAAGUAACAUGCAACUAGUCAAAUCCGAACCAAUGGAAGGUGAAGACGGAUGGUUUUUGGAUCAUUUUGUGAACUCGUUUCCAAUGUCCACCUACAUGCUCUGCUUCAUAAUAUACGACGCUGAAUUCGUGUUAACAGGAAAGCAAGAGGAUCAGAUAAAGAUCCUCGUUAGAAAAGAAAUGAGAUCCUCGAUGAGCAUGAUUCCAAACUCCCAGCAACAAAUUUUAUCACCACAAUCCUUAACGAACGAGAUCACCCAGGAAACUUGGUGUAGAGAUCGAGAUUACGUGCAAGAAGCUUUGUGCGUUCCGAUUGAACAAUCCAAGGUAACAGACGCUAAAGCAGAGACUCGUACCAAGUUGACAUUAUCAGUAGAGCUGAAAUAA
Coccinella septempunctata (seven-spotted ladybird) is the source of this 567-nucleotide messenger RNA. RefSeq names its product glutamyl aminopeptidase-like. The record is from RefSeq and is a predicted model, not a curated record. Gene Ontology annotation, cellular component: cytoplasm. Gene Ontology annotation, molecular function: peptide binding; zinc ion binding; metalloaminopeptidase activity. The coding region runs from base 1 to 567 and encodes 188 amino acids. Gene Ontology annotation, biological process: peptide catabolic process; proteolysis. The transcript has 2 exons. NCBI's taxonomy places the organism in Eukaryota, Metazoa, Arthropoda, Insecta, Coleoptera, Coccinellidae.